Messenger RNA from Cervus elaphus (red deer), 2474 nucleotides. RefSeq names its product purinergic receptor P2Y12 (gene P2RY12). The coding region runs from base 474 to 1493 and encodes 339 amino acids. The record is from RefSeq and is a predicted model, not a curated record. Gene Ontology annotation, biological process: G protein-coupled receptor signaling pathway; blood coagulation. Gene Ontology annotation, molecular function: G protein-coupled purinergic nucleotide receptor activity. The transcript is spliced from 3 exons. NCBI's taxonomy places the organism in Eukaryota, Metazoa, Chordata, Mammalia, Artiodactyla, Cervidae. Gene Ontology annotation, cellular component: membrane.
GAUCCCUUUAUUAGGAUGACCAAUGACAUGCUCUCGUUUCAAAGCUAUGCUUCAAGUGAGUCUCCAGGAAGGAAAUCCGGACUGGAAGGCAGAUGAUACUGACAGAGGGGACAGGCAACAGUGACCUCUUGUCUGGAUUUAACUUCAGAAGAAAGACGAGGACAUCUUUCUACUUAACCACAGACAGAAAUGAAAACUGGUGAAAAUACAGGGAAAUCUGGAGGUGAAGAAGUGAGACGCUUGCAUCAGUUCACUGGCCCUAUUAUGCUCAGGGAAUGGGCCAGAGGCAGAGUCAUGAGAACACUCAAGACCUGACUGAUGAAACCUCAGCAGAUUCUCUAUCAUAAAGAGUGUGAGCAGCUAAACUAAGACAUUAAAAGGAAAAUAACAGAUGCCACUCUACAGCCUGUAUUAACUACCACUUACUGGAUACAUUCAAAUUCUUCAAGAAUCAAGAGUAACCAGGCAGCGCCAUGGACAACCUCAGCUCCGUGGCAGGGAACAGCAGCCAGUGCAGCCGAGACUACAAGGUCACCCAGGCGCUCUUCCCGCUCCUCUACACCGUCCUGUUUCUCGUGGGACUCGUCACUAACAGCCUGGCCAUGAGGGUGUUCUUUCAGAUCCGCAGUAAAUCCAACUUCAUUAUUUUCCUUAAGAACACCGUCAUCUCCGAUCUCCUCAUGAUUCUGACUUUUCCAUUCAAAAUCCUUAGCGAUACUAAGCUGGGAACAGGACCCCUGAGGGCCUUCGUGUGCCAAGUGACCUCCGUCGUGUUCUAUUUCACAAUGUACAUUAGCAUCUCAUUCCUGGGGCUAAUAACCAUCGAUCGCUACCAGAAGACCACCAGGCCCUUCAAGACGGCCAACCCCAACAACCUCCUGGGGGCUAAGGUCCUCUCGGUUAUCAUCUGGGCGUUCAUGUUCUUAAUCUCCUUGCCUAACAUGAUUCUGACCAACAGGAGGCCGAGGGACAAGACUGUGAAGAAAUGCUCAUUUCUGAAGUCAGAGUUUGGUCUGGUCUGGCAUGAAAUAGUCAAUUAUGUCUGUCAGGUCAUUUUCUGGAUUAAUUUCCUCAUUGUCAUCGUAUGCUAUACGCUCAUUACCAAAGAACUGUACAAGUCAUAUGUGAGAACAAGGGGCGCUGGCAAAGUCCCCAAGAAAAAGGUCAACAUCAAGGUUUUCAUCAUCAUCGCUGUGUUUUUCAUAUGUUUCGUUCCGUUCCAUUUUGCCCGAAUCCCCUACACCCUGAGUCAAACCCGGGAUGUGUUUGACUGCGCAGCUGAGAAUACUCUGUUCUACGUGAAAGAGAGCACACUCUGGCUGACGUCCUUAAACGCGUGCCUGGAUCCAUUCAUCUACUUUUUCCUUUGCAAAUCCUUCAGAAAUUCCUUGAUGAGUAUGCUGAGAUGUUCCGGUUCUGCAUCAUCUCCAACCCAUGAUAAGAGGAAAAAAGGACAGGACGGCAGUGACCCAAGUGAAGAGACACCGAUGUAAAUAAACUGAGGCGAUACUUCAGCCUAUUAGUGUAUAUAUGACUCCCCAAAGGCAAGCACUAUGUGGAAAAUAUUAACACUGCCUAAGAAGUAGCUGGGUUAGUAACAAUAACUCUUGAAACAAGUAAUAAACAGAAGACUACGGAAGCAAUUUUCAUUUCCUUGUCCAAUACUGAAAGCAAUCUUAAGCAGCAGAGAAGUGACCUAACAUGUAGCCGUGUAGCAAAACUAACUGCGUCCAAUCACCAUGCCACACGCAGAACUACACACAGGCAUAACAUGUGGAGUUCUGACAAAAUGUGUAAACCACAUAAUAAUGUAUACUGUAAUUAAAAAAAAAUAUAUUGAUCACAAUCCUAUUAUGAAUUUAUUACAAUAAGCUAAGAAUGAUAAAUCUGAUAAAAUCACACCAAUUAUUAUAUACUAUAUAUGUACAUAUACAUGCUCAUAUAUAUAUAUAUAUACAUUGCAGUCCCUUAACCAAAUGCUGACCUAUGUGAUACUCUUUAUAAAAAUUUAAGUAAUUGAGACAUGCAAAGAACACUAACUACUAACUUUCGAUUAUGAGGAAAAACUUAAGGGAUUUAAACUAAUUGAAAUGGUAAUGGAUCAGAUGAAAAGGUUUUAAAACUACCUUCUCAAGAAAAACAGCAGACAUAGCAAUGUUAUUAAAACAGAGUUAUUUUACAAUGUUCAAAUACCAGGAACUUAUGAAUAUUUCCUUAACAGCACAGAAACUGGUUUACUCAUAUUUUGAUAACUUUAGUAAAUACAGUACCAUCCUUGAUACCGAUCUCUAUUAACUAGCUUCUAAAAACUGCCUGUGAUUAGGGCUAAUGAACAUUUCCCCUAUGAGAAAAACAAAUUAAAUAUGAUCACGCAGCUGAACAGUAUGAACAUUAACAGGAAAGUGAUGAAAAUGUUGGGAGUCACCUGUUUGUCAUUGGUGUAUACAAUAAGUAAUUUACAUUAAACUCUAAAA